This is a messenger RNA of Colletotrichum truncatum, 2784 nucleotides long. The record is from RefSeq and is a predicted model, not a curated record. NCBI's taxonomy places the organism in Eukaryota, Fungi, Ascomycota, Sordariomycetes, Glomerellales, Glomerellaceae.
AUGGAUCCGUCAGGGAUCAUCGGCAUCAUUGGAGUGGUUGCUCAUAUCCUUACUACGUGCUCGAAACUCGGCCUGAGCUGGCGCGAUGCCCCGGAAGACGCCAAGAAAUUCAAGAGCGAGAUGGAUGGUCUGCACAAAACUUUGCUGGAAACGUAUAACCACCUUAUCCAGAAUCCCGAUUUCAUCUCUGCCUUUGAAGGCAAGCAUUCUGCGGUGCUGUCCAACCUCGCGACACCGUCCAGCCCAGGCGAUGCAAACCUACUCUCUGCCUGUCAAGAAGAACUUGAUCAUGUGCUCAAAGGCCUCAAGAAGCAAAUCAGUGGAAGCCGCUUCGGGUGGGAACGAUUCAAGGCAAUGUUGUCCGGCGAACGGACGCAGUCGGCGAUUGAAAACCUGCAGCGACGGUGCCAGGUUAUCAACAGCAUGAUCUCAAUCGACAAUACCACGCUGGCUGUCAAUACCAAUCUUGAGAUUCGAUCUACCAGAAAACAACUUAGCGAAAUGCAUCUCGACGAACGGAAGAGAGAGAUUUUGGACUGGAUCACACCGCUCGACUUUGCUUCACAGCAGACUGACAACCUCGAGAGGAGGCAAGAGGGGACUGGACAAUGGCUUCUUGAUUCGCCAGAGUUUCGAACUUGGGUCCAGGAAGACCGAAAGACGCUUUUCUGUCCCGGGAUGCCAGGAGCCGGCAAAACAAUGCUGUCCUCGAUUGUUAUCGAGGACCUCCAAAACCGGGUUGGAGGAGACCCUGAAGUUGGCAUCGCAUAUCUAUUCUGCAACUUCCGACGACACCACGAGCAAAAGCCUCGGGAUUUACUUGCUAGUGUUCUGAAGCAGCUCUAUUGGGCCAUGCCGGCGGGACCCAAUGAAGUAGAGGAAGCCUAUGACCAACAUCUUCUUGGCACAUCUCCCAUGUCGACGCAAGAAAUUGUGAGAUGCAUUCAGUCUGUAACGAUGUGUUUCGCCAAGGUGUAUAUACUUGUCGAUGCAUUAGACGAGUGCCGCAGAGAUGAAGGAUAUCUAGAUACACUUCUGACAACUAUCCUUGGACUCGCCGAGGCUGCGAACGUUAAUUGCUUUGCGACAUCAAGACACAUACCUGAAAUUGAGAGCUACUUUGACGGCGCCAUAUCAAUUGAAAUUCAGGCCACCGAUGACGAUGUGAUGAAAUUCUUGGACGGCCACAUGUCGAAGCUUCCCUUGGCUGUGAAAAAGAGUAUGGAACUACAAGGUGAGAUCAAGAACAGGAUCAUUCAGGCCGUUCAAGGAAUGUUCCUACUGGCACAGCUCCAUUUAGAUUCAUUGCAAGGCAAGCGUUCAGCAAAAGCAAUCAGAGACUCCCUUCAUAAGCUUGCGAACGGAUCUGCAGCAUACGAUGUUGCCUACAACGAAGCCAUGGAGCGCAUCGAAGGCCAGCUUACUGAUCAAGAAUCCCUCGCAAAAGACGCGCUAUCUUGGAUAGUCUGCGCCAGUCGACCGCUCAAGACUUUGGAGCUACAGCACGCUCUUGCUGUGGAGCAAGGUACGACGGAGCUGGAUGAAGACAAUAUCCCGGAGCUGGAGGAUAUUGUUUCUGUCUGUGCUGGCUUAGUUACGAUUGACCAAGAGAGUCAGAUCAUUCGCCUGGUUCACUAUACGACCCAAGAGUAUUUCGAGAGGACCACUGAGCGGUGGCUACCCAAUGCAGAACGCCUCAUAGUGAGGUCUUGCGUCACAUAUGUUUCUUUUGCAGCCUUCAGUUGUAGCUUUGAGAGCUACUAUGAGCAGAUGGAGAAAGAUGACUCGGAAGGGUAUGAUAGUUCGUUUUGGGUCGUGAACCAUGCUCGCCUUUCCAAAAAUCCGCUUUACGGCUAUGCUGCUCGCAACUGGGCCUACCACACGAGGAAGAUCUCUCCCCCAGAUGAAGACACGCUUCAACUGUUACGCAACACAGAGCACACCAUCUCCUCAUUGAAUCAUGUACUUUGGGUUGAUGUUCCAUACAGUACUAGAGCCCCGCCACGUAACGUUCGGGGAUUACAUCUUGCGGCAUACUUCGGUCUCAUAGAAAUCUUUGAAAGUUUGACGCGGUCUGAUACCGAGGUUGAUAUAAACAUCGCCGACAGCUAUGGUGUAACGCCCCUCUCUUAUGCCAUCAAGGGCGGGUCCAGUGGAGCCGCUCCGGGUGAAAACGAGGACUUUCUCAAGUAUUUACUCGCUCGGAGCGGACUGGAUCCCAACAAGGCAUCUCGCCUACAUGACUUUAGCCCCUUGCACGAUGCUGCUAUCUAUGGGAAUAAAGCCGCUGUGCGUGAGUUGAUCAGGAUGAAAGGGAUCAGGCUUAAUGCCAAAGACGACAGCGACAGCACGCCUUUGCACGAGGCUAUAAGAACGCAUCAUUUUGAGAUAAUAAGGCUUCUGGUUGAAACAGGAAAAGUUGAUCUUGGAGCUCAGGAUAAUGAAGGCCUGACACCCUUCUCCAAAGCCGUUGCAGUGGCCGAUGAAGACGUCAUCCAGUAUCUGCUGGAAACUGGGAUGGCUGACACGAGCUCAACAGACAACGAAGGGAAAACACCGCUACAUCACGCAGUUCGUAGAAUAGGGCUGGAUAAGGCUGUGCAGUAUAUGCUUGAUUCUGGAAUGGCUGACGCCAGUCUUUUUGUGGAAGAUAACUCUGGCCAAACACCUUUCGAGAUUGCCGUUGAGGAGAGCUUGAUGUGUGAGGGCAUGUCUGAGUUCAAAAACCUCAUUGAAAAGAGGAUGAACCUCGUCCAGGGAGUUUGUUCGACAGACUCAAAAUGA